UUACUCUCGUCCAUUCGUUCUGCGUGCCUUCUCCCAUCUUUCUCUUUUUUCUCAUCCAGGAGUAGGGAACUGCCAUGGCCGGCGACAGUGCGAAAAGAUCUCCUCUCCUCUGUUUCUCUCACCUACAAGCUGCCAUGGCCGGCAGUGAUGUGGGGAUGGCUGGUGGCCAGAGAUGUUGUGGCCGUCAGCCACAUAUGUUGUGACCGACGGCCAUGGUUGCUCGGGUCUUUUUGGCCCCGGCGUGCCGCACGCGUCGACGACGACAAACACUACAGGUACUGCCGGCGAUGUUGAUAGUGGCCUCCGGUGCUGCAACCGGCGAUAUUUUUGCUGGCACCGGCUCUCUUUUUUUGCUACAACUGGUAAGAAAUUUUGCUGGAUUGGACGAGGUUUUUUGCGGUGAUCUUGGCGGCGAUGCAUGUUUUUGCUGGAACAGAUCAGUUUUUUGCUACUACCAGCAUGUGUUUUUGCUACAACGGGUGAUUUGUUUUGCUACGACCGGCGACAGCGGCACAUGUUUUUUUGCUGGAAUCGCCAUGGUAGCGGAAACCAACGACGGCGGCGAGACUAGGGCAAAGACGAUGGGGAAUGUUGCAACUACGGCGGCCCCGCGCUGGAACCGGCCGGUGGAGUGCCGCAAUCGUCAGAAAGGCAUAAGCUGGAAGCCAAUGGCGGUGCUUCAAUCUCGGCGGCCGCGUGCUUGGGCGGCAAGCUGGCACUGCGUUGGGGCACGGCAGAGCUGCAAUUCGAGCGCGGUGGGGUGAUGCUGACGGCGAGGCGGCAGACUGCAGAUAUACACCGCGGCGCUACAGAGGGGGGUCAACGAUUGUGUUCUAUCUAAGUUGAAAAACGAGCACGUUUGGUGAAGAAGGACGAAUCCAACGGUUAGAAGUGGGAAAAUCGUACGGACGCGCUGCGACCGGCCCAAAUUUAGGCCGGUCCGCCGGCGCCUAGCACUCGCCAUUUCCUAAACGGUGCCCGUAGCGCCCGUUUUAGGCUUAACGGUACAGGGCGCACACCCCUUUGACCGCACUGGGCCGGCCCACGUUACUUUUUUUAAAGACUGCAGAUAUACACCGCGGCGCUACAGACGGGGGUCAACGAUUGUGUUCUAUCUAAGUUGAAAAACGAGCACGUUUGGUGAAGAAGGACGAAUCCAACGGUUAGAAGUGGGAAAAUCGUACGGACGCGCUGCGACCGGCCCAAAUUUAGGCCGGUCCGCCGGCGCCUAGCACUCGCCAUUUCCUAAACGGUGCCCGUAGCGCCCGUUUUAGGCUUAACGGUACAGGGCGCACACCCCUUUGACCGCACUGGGCCGGCCCACGUUACUUUUUUUAAAGACUGCAGAUAUACACCGCGGCGCUACAGACGGGGGUCAACGAUUGUGUUCUAUCUAAGUUGAAAAACGAGCACGUUUGGUGAAGAAGGACGAAUCCAACGGUUAGAAGUGGGAAAAUCGUACGGACGCGCUGCGACCGGCCCAAAUUUAGGCCGGUCCGCCGGCGCCUAGCACUCGCCAUUUCCUAAACGGUGCCCGUAGCGCCCGUUUUAGGCUUAACGGUACAGGGCGCACACCCCUUUGACCGCACUGGGCCGGCCCACGUUACUUUUUUUAAAGACGCAAAAAACAGUGUCCACACGGUUACUCGAACUGGCGACCUCUUUGGUCAGAGUUCGUUGUCACAACCAACCAGCCAGCCUACUUGACGU
Molecule: messenger RNA, 1710 nt
Organism: Triticum aestivum (bread wheat)
Lineage: Eukaryota; Viridiplantae; Streptophyta; Magnoliopsida; Poales; Poaceae
Exons: 3
Coding region: 213-764 (183 amino acids)
Source: RefSeq, a predicted model, not a curated record